AUGUCGAAGCCUGCAUUGAUGCUUUAUAUUGCUGCCAUAGCCAGUCCCGUUACAGGAAGGCCAUCAAAGCCAUACAAAAACAGCGCGCAUAGGGAAGACCAAGUUUCUGCGUCGGCCUUCUCAACUGAGGCGAACUGUGGUCUACUUUACUAUUUCUGUGGUAUCUUCCCCUUUCCUUUGCCAAUAUAUGGCGGAGGUGGAGUAGUUCCCGCUCUCGUUGUUCGAUUAACAGCUGGCGAGCUGACUCUAGCGGAUGAAGAUCCGGUAGCACCCGAGGAUACGUUUGCUGGUCUUGGCCGCGCCGACCCGGCAGCGCUACCCGCAAGAGAGGCAGCUCCUAGUCCACCGGACCUCGAAGAGCUUGCCGUUGGCUUAGAUGUUGAUGGUUUCUUCGAUGCCAAUUGA
Molecule: messenger RNA, 405 nt
Organism: Pyrenophora tritici-repentis Pt-1C-BFP
Lineage: Eukaryota; Fungi; Ascomycota; Dothideomycetes; Pleosporales; Pleosporaceae
Source: RefSeq, a predicted model, not a curated record